Rotaria sp. Silwood1 is the source of this 867-nucleotide messenger RNA. Lineage: Eukaryota; Metazoa; Rotifera; Eurotatoria; Philodinida; Philodinidae. The record is from the annotation of a GenBank genome assembly.
AUGGCUACGAAGGAGCAUGAUUUUACAAUCGACGGUCAAAAAUGCCAUUUUCAUGAUGAAAGUGAUAAGGGUAUUACUGCUGGUCAUUUUCAUACCUACGAUGAAUUUUGCGUAUCACACGAUCAACUACCACGAAAAAUACAUGUCUUUGUACCCAUUGAUUAUUUGACCAACAAUGAACAAAAACGAUAUCCCGUCAUUUAUAUGAAUGAUGGUCAAACGGUAUUUUGGAAUGGAGGUGUGGCGAAUAAAUCUUGGAAUGUAGGACAAAUGUUAUCCAAAAUACAUGACAAUAAUAAAUCUAAACAAGCGAUUGUUGUUGCCAUUCAUCCCAUUGAUCGUAAUCGAGAAUAUACACAUUCACAUUGGAUGUGAAACAUUUUAGGGUCAAAUCUCGGUGGAUUAGCAGCAUUUCAUAUGGCUCUUUCCCAUCCGUCGGUGUUUGGUAUUGCUAUUUGCAUGUCGCCUUCAUUUUGGGCUGGACUCGAUUUUUUACCCUUACCAAUCAUGACUAAAUAUUUUAAAUCAUUAGAAACAUCUGAUUUGAUUCGGAAAUACAAUGAUGUUUUACAAUCAAACCAUGUUCCAAUAUUAUACAUUGAUUGGGGUUUAACGACAGCAUGGGAGAUUCAUAAUUCACUCGUAGAACGCCUCGCUGCCAGUCGAUCGAAUGAAAUGGUUGAUUUAUUGACACAGAAAUAUGGUUUUAAACAAAUGGCCGUAGAAUCAGUCCAACAAAUCAAUGAUAAUGAAAAGAUUUUAUUGACAUGUAUUGAUCCAUAUGGUGGACACGAUGAAAUAUGGUGGGGCAAAAGACUUUUCACUAUUGUCAACGUUCUUUUUGAUCACAUUUGGAAAUUCCAAUAA